CAAAGAAGAAGAAGAAGAAGCAGAAGCAGGAAGUAGAUCAGCCAGAGAGCCAGAGGGGGCUUGAGUUGACCCACUGUCGGUUCCCUGUGUUGUCGUGUCGCAGAUCUUUUCCACGUGUUGUGCAGCUACAAUGUCUUCAGCUGAAGUGUUGAGAGAGUUUGUCAAAGAGCGCCUCUCUGCUGCUGCUGAAGACAUCUUUGUAGUUUUUCAGAGAGCUGUAGUCCAGUACGAGGAGGAGAUCCACCGUCAGCGCAGACUGCUGGAGGUGGUCUGGAAACCUCACAUAAACUUACACAGACUGGAGCUCCCACAGCAAUACGCCUGUAAGAAAGAGGAGGCUCUCACUGACCAGCAGCUCUGUAACCAGGAGAGGAGCACCAGUCCAGACCAAGAGGAUCCCGAGCCUCCGCAGAUUAAAGAGGAACCGAAGGAACUCUCCACCAGUGAGGACUGGGAGCAGCUUGAACCAGAGCAGGACACUGAAAACUUGAAGUCAGCCCUAACUUGUGAGGAAAGGGAGAACACAGAGGCUGAAGUUAAAAAUGAACACGAGCUCCCUCCUCACUACUCUCAUGUUGCUGAUAACAGAGAGCAACAGAUAGGUACAGACAGAGACUCAGGAUCUACUAGAACAUCUAAACGAAAGAAAAGGGUUCACAAAAUCAGUCAGAACACAAAAGAGUCAGAGAUUCAGGUCUUCUGCAAAACAUGUGGAAAAGGCUACAAAUCGCAUGACUCACUGGCUCAUCAUGUGAAAACCCACUCAGAGGAGAGGCCGCACUCCUGUAGCUUCUGUGGGAAAAGAUUUCAUCACACUUCAGUCUUAGGGCAGCACAUUAAAAUACACACAGGGGAGAAGCCUCACUCCUGCAGCCUCUGUGGAAAAGCAUUUGCACGAGGUUCAGAGUUAAAUAGACACCUCCGAAUUCACACAGGUGAAAAGCCGUUUACCUGUAACACAUGCAGCAGAUCUUUCAGUGUUAAAAAAGUCUUGACUGCCCACAUGAGAACACACACAGGUGAGAGGCCAUAUACAUGUAGCAUAUGUGGGAAGGGCCUGAAAUCUAACGUCUCACUGAAGUUCCACAUGAGGAUACACACAGGAGAGAAGCCUUUCUCUUGUAGCACCUGUGGAAAAAGAUUCUGUCAGAAAUCAAGGCUAAAACUUCACAGUAAAACUCACACAGAAGAAAAGCCGUUCACUUGCCAAACCUGCGGCAAAUCCUUCAAACUUCAAGGUACCUUGAAAUGCCACAUGAAAAUACACACAGGGGAGAAGCCUCACUCCUGCAGCUUCUGUGGAAAAACAUUUACACGAGGUUCAGGAUUAAAUGUACACCUCCGAAUUCACGCAGGUGAAAAGCCGUUAACAAAAUCUGUGGCAAAGCUUUCAAAUCUAGCAGUGAACUGAGUCAAAACAUGAGAGCAGCCGGCACAGGCAAGACGCCACACUCCUGCAGGACCAUGGUGAACAGAUCCCUGGAGAAGAGCGGCUCAAGUGACAGCCUAGAGUCAAACAAAUAGAAAGCCGUACUCCUGUGGCAGCUGUGGAAAAUCCUUCUCUUCAAAGACUUCUUUGAUUCACCACAUUCAGAGCCAUGCAGGUUAAAAGUCUCGUUGUAAUAAUCCAUGCAGCAGGUUUCCAAGGUUUAAUGGACGGUUCACAUGAGAAGAGUCCACUCAGGUGAGAGGCUUCACUUUUACAGGACCUGAGUUUGUUAGUCAUGACGUCACAUGCAGGCAGGUAGCCGUGUAGAUAUGUUGGAGCUGCAUCUCUGUGAUUAAACAAGUCUUAUACUGAGAGAGGCUCACAGUGUUUUUGGUGUCCUGAUGGGAUUUAAUAUAAAUGUUAUCAAGAUGUUU
Molecule: messenger RNA, 1863 nt
Organism: Notolabrus celidotus (New Zealand spotty)
Lineage: Eukaryota; Metazoa; Chordata; Actinopteri; Labriformes; Labridae
Product: zinc finger protein 501-like
Exons: 2
Coding region: 131-1411 (426 amino acids)
Biological process (GO): regulation of transcription by RNA polymerase II
Cellular component (GO): nucleus
Molecular function (GO): RNA polymerase II cis-regulatory region sequence-specific DNA binding; DNA-binding transcription factor activity, RNA polymerase II-specific
Source: RefSeq, a predicted model, not a curated record